Messenger RNA from Coregonus clupeaformis (lake whitefish), 1617 nucleotides. RefSeq names its product lymphatic vessel endothelial hyaluronic receptor 1a (gene lyve1a). The coding region runs from base 132 to 833 and encodes 233 amino acids. Lineage: Eukaryota; Metazoa; Chordata; Actinopteri; Salmoniformes; Salmonidae. Gene Ontology annotation, biological process: cell adhesion. The record is from RefSeq and is a predicted model, not a curated record. Gene Ontology annotation, molecular function: hyaluronic acid binding; transmembrane signaling receptor activity. Gene Ontology annotation, cellular component: plasma membrane. The transcript has 6 exons.
CUUCAUGAACCCACCCUUCUGAUCUGAAGAGAAUCACCUCUCACUAACCCCUUCAUUUGGCUCACAGACACACAGUGGAACACUUGUCAUCCUAGUAGCUCCCAGUCCUGUGUCUCUGACCAUUAGUAACCAUGAUGCAGGUUUGGAUCCUCUCACUACUGCUGCCUCUCACACUAUCAUUCUCUGGUCUACAUGUUGAUCCUAGCAAAAUUCAUGCUUUCCCAGAUAGCCAAAUCGCUGGGGUGUUUCUGGUCAGCUACACAAAUGCCCUCAACCAGUUGACCUAUGCCUUCAAUGCCUCUGAGGCCAGGGAGGUGUGCUGGUCUCUGGGUGUAACCAUGGCCUCCAAUUCCCAGGUUGAGGAGGCUCAGAGACUGGGCUUGGAAACAUGCAGGUUUGGGUGGAUUGAUGAACAUUUUGCAGUGAUCCCUCGUAUUGAGGCCAGUAAAACCUGUGGUCAAAACCAGACCGGUGUCAUCAAAUGGAGAGCCUCUGUCACCAAACUUUUUGAUGUGUUCUGCUUCGAUGCUUCAGUGAGACAAUUGGAGGAUACCACAACUGAUGUCCCUUUGACCACACAGGAGCAACAGGAGGGACCACAUCCUUCUCCUUCAGGAGCGGCCUCAUUCCCCUCUACCUCCCUCUCUCCAGCCAUCACUCAUCUUGUCCGCUCCACACAGUCUGCCCGGCCCACCUCUCAGUCUCGUUCUUCCCUUCUCUCUCUCAGUAUUUUUUCUGACAACCCAGAGGAGGUAGAGGUAGAACUACACCAGUCCAUGAGCAGUGCAAAUUCUUCAAUCGGAGCGGUGUCAAAAGCAUUAGUUAUCACCUAGACCUUUGUUCUCCUUCUAACUGCAAUGGCCAUUCUCUGGUACUUUAGAACGAACAAUGGGCUGAAGACUAUUCUCCCCUGCUGGGAUGUGGAGCAGCAGAAAGAGUACAUUGAGACAGAGGAGUGUGCAGCACACACCUGUAUGAAGGACACAAAGGAAGCCCAGACUGAGGCUGAAGCUAAGGCUGAACCUGAGGAGGAUGUGUGCAAAGAGACAGCCAAUGACGUCAGUGUGAACAUCAGUGAUGAGACCAACACAGAUUCAGCAUUAGAGACAGAACCUUGAUGCUUUAGAUUCUGUAAGACCAAAGAUAAGAUCUGACUGUUUUUUAAAAGUAAUGUUCCUUUUUUAAAGUUAUGUUCCUGCUUAUGGAAGUUAUGUUGUUUAGUAGUUUGUACAAAGUGUGCAUUGAUGUUAUUCAAAUGCAUUUAUUUAUAGCAUGGGUGGUCUUUCCAAUUUUGAUUUAAAAAGUUAAUUUAUGUCUCGUUGUUUUUUGUUGUUCAUAUUCGAAAUAGAUUGUUCUAGAGAUCGUCCUAUAUUUUAGCCACUAGAUGGCGAUGUCAUCAAGGCAAUUAUUGUUGCAAUGUGGAUGAGUUGGGGCUAGGACUAGUAUUGUGGCUGAAAUGAAAAUGGGUUCAUAUUUUCUGCUAUACAGAUCAUUGAUUUGACGACUUCAGAUAGAGUUAGUCAAUAUUCCAGGGCCACUGCUUACUACUGCAUGUUAAAUAAUGUUUUUAACCUAAUGCCAAUCUUGAACUGAUGCAAUAAAUUCAAACAUUUUGUA